GCGGCAGAGUCUUGAUUAGCACCCCACCCUCCCCACCCACGUUAGCAACACAAUCUUGAUUACUGGCACCCCAAGCAGCAGAUUUUGAACGAAGACUCGCCGCUCGGGUCAAUGCGUCGCACCAUCGCCAAAAUCAGGAUCGCAUCGUUCACACGCGGCAGCCCACUAUACACUCUACACUACAAACCGCAGGCCUGAGCUGCUCGCACAAGAGACGAGGCGCAGCGGACGCCGCAAGCAACGCACGGACACUCACCAUGGCUCCUCGCCGCUUUCUCCUCCUCGCGAUCCUCCUCGUCCUCCUCGGUGCUCAUGGCUUUGGCCGUGGCGCCGCGCAGGCCGCCGACCAGUUCGCCUACAACGGCUUCGCGGACGCCAACCUCACGCUCGACGGCUUGGCCGCCGUGGCGCCCAACGGCCUGCUGGCGCUCAGCAACGGCACCAGCCAGGCGGCGGGCCACGCGUUCCACCCGACGCCGCUCCGCAUGCGGAACGGCACCGUGCAGUCCUUCUCGGUGGCGUUCGUCUUCGCCAUCGUCUCCAACUUUACCGUGCUGAGCGACAACGGCAUGGCGUUCGUGGUCGCGCCCAGCACCAGGCUCUCCACCUUCAACGCCGGCCAGUACCUCGGCAUCCUCAACGUCACGGACAACGGCAAGCCCGACAACGGCGUCUUCGCCGUCGAGCUCGACACCAUGCUCAACCCGGAGUUCCAGGACAUGAACAGCAACCACGUCGGCGUGGACCUCAACAGCCUGCGGUCCGUGCAGAACCACUCCGCCGGGUGGUACGACGAUGCCACGGGCGUGUUCAACAACCUCAGCCUCAUCAGCCGCCAGCCCAUGCAGGUCUGGGUGGACUACGACGGCGCCACCACCCGGCUCGACGUCACCAUGGCGCCCCUCGACGUGCCCAGGCCCAAGAAGCCCCUCAUCUCCGCGCCCGUCAACCUCUCGGCGGUCGUCACCGACACGGCGUACGUCGGGUUCUCGGCGGCCACGGGCGUCAUCUUCACGCGCCACUACGUCCUCGGCUGGAGCUUCGCGCUCAACGGCCCGGCGCCGCCGCUCGACACCUCGAAGCUCCCCUCGCUGCCGCGGUUCGGCCCCAAGCCACGGUCCAAGGUGCUGGAGAUCGUGCUCCCGAUCGCCACCGCGGCCUUCGUCCUCGCGCUGGCCAUCGCCUUCUUCAUGUUCGUGCGCACGCGGAUCAGGUACGCGGAGGUGCGCGAGGACUGGGAGGUGGAAUUCGGGCCGCACCGCUUCGCGUACAAGGAGCUGUACAAGGCCACCAAGGGGUUCAAGAAUCGGCAGCUGCUGGGCACCGGCGGCUUCGGCAGGGUGUACAAGGGCGUGCUCCCCAAGUCCAACCUGGAGAUCGCGGUGAAGCGGGUGUCGCACGACUCCAAGCAGGGGAUGAAGGAGUUCAUCGCCGAGGUGGUCAGCCUCGGCCACCUCCGGCACCGGAACCUGGUGCAGCUGCUCGGCUACUGCCGCCGGCAGGGGGAGCUCCUCCUGGUGUACGACUGCAUGCCCAACGGCAGCCUCGACAAGUACCUCCACGACAAGACCAAGCCCGUCCUGGACUGGAGCCAGAGGUUCCAGAUCAUCAGGGGCGUCGCGUCCGGCCUGCUGUACCUCCACGAGGACUGGGACAAGAUCGUGAUCCACCGCGACAUCAAGGCCAGCAACGUGCUCCUGGACGCCGACAUGAACGGCCGGCUGGGGGACUUCGGGCUGGCGCGGCUGUACGACCACGGCGUGGACCCGCAGACGACGCACGUGGUGGGCACCAUGGGGUACCUGGCGCCGGAGCUGGUGCGCACGGGCAAGGCGACGCCGGUGACGGACGUAUUCGCGUUCGGCGUGUUCGUGCUGGAGGUGACCUGCGGGCGCCGCCCGCUGGGGUGCAUCGCGCCCGACGACCAGAACGUGCUGCUGGACUGGGUGCAGGAGCACGAGCGCAGGCGCGCGGGGCUCGACACCGUGGACCCGCGGCUGUGCGGCAAGUACGACGCCGACGAGGCGCGGCUGGCGAUCAAGCUGGGGCUGAUGUGCGCGCACCCGCUGCCGGACGCGCGGCCCGGGAUGCGGCAGGUGACGCAGUACCUGGAGGGCGAGGUGGCCAUGCCGGAGGUCGUCCCGACGUUCCUCAGCUAUACCACGCUGGCGCUGAUGCAGAACGACGGGUUCGACUCGUUCGCCAUGUCCUUCCCGUCCACGGUCACCACGGACGCCAGCCCCACCUCCGGCGACGUCUCGGCCGUCUCCGGCCUCUCUGGCGGAAGGUGAAUAAACAAGGACAAGAAGUGGUAGUCGCCGCGUGAGGCGUUGAUUUGAUUUCUCAUCUAUCGUGACGUACUCAUCUGCUGUAACAUGUAGCGGCACUUUUCCUAGUAGUGGAUAAUUAACUGCGAGCAGUAGUAAUACAGUGAUGUUUUUCUA
This is a messenger RNA of Triticum aestivum (bread wheat), 2444 nucleotides long. Its product is annotated as L-type lectin-domain containing receptor kinase SIT2. The record is from RefSeq and is a predicted model, not a curated record. Lineage: Eukaryota; Viridiplantae; Streptophyta; Magnoliopsida; Poales; Poaceae. Gene Ontology annotation, biological process: protein phosphorylation. The transcript has a single exon. Bases 258 to 2291 code for a protein of 677 amino acids. Gene Ontology annotation, molecular function: protein kinase activity; carbohydrate binding; ATP binding.